GGCAAAGUGGCUAGGAGGUUUAACAUCCAAACAUGCCUUCUGCCGACACCAUGUUCCCCGUCAUGACCAAGGAUCAGUCAGGCUUGGAGGAGCAGCCCUCAUAACGCUGGACGCAAGACUGGCGUGACCGGCAGGGAUACGAAAAGGCAGAAGGGCACGAAGGGCUCACACAUUGGCUUUCCCGGCCCCUGAGGCCGAAGGGAAGCAUGGGGCUUGUCAGGAAUCUCAUCCACUCGCAACUUGUCAACUCGCCCUGCGGACAAUGACCGCAGAUAGAAUUCUGGGCUUAUUCUUCGCGGCAGACCUUAUCCCGGAAGCCGUGCUCAAUUGGCAAUCUUCUGGCGUUGCUUCCGGACAUCUGAAACUGAACAGGCAGGUCCGACCGGUGCCAGAAUUCGAUGCCCGUUCUCCACCCGUUUGCCUUGAUCUGAUCCCGGCCAGCCAGCCGAUGGACUGUUCAAUGUUUGGCUGCCAAUCUGUCAAAUAUGGUUUAUCCGGACAUACGAAUAUGGAUGCUAUUGCAACUGGAAGGGACUCCAAGGGCCGCCAAAAGAUAUUCAAGAUCAUUGGAGAGGAAGGGGGAGACAGGAGAAGGACAGGGAAGGGCGGCCAGGGCCAGUGCCAGACUCCAGAGCCGGAUGGCGAUGCUCAUCAACAAUCCCUACAUCGUACCCAAAAGACUCCUUGUCUUCAUCCACCCAGCCCACUGUCCAUCCGCUUCCUCAUCCCCUCCCAUCUUUCGUCCCCUGGAGCUUGAACCCAGCCUUAACAUGGUCCAAGCGCCCUGUCAAAUCGUAAAAAAAACUUCAUUUUGGGGCUGGGAACUCCUCCCCCGACGUGCCAGGGUGUACCCUAGCACCUGUCACGGUUUCUGGCGAGCGAAUCGCAUUCCGUUCUCGCAUCCAAGGUGGUCUGGAUGCGAAUUCCCGACGACGGCGGUAUUCGACAUUUUCAAUACAUUGUAACCUUUUUUGACAACGAACGUCUUGUGGAGAGGAAAGGAGGAGGAGGAGGAGGAGGAGGAGGCAACAGGCCAAGGGAAACUCGACAUGCAGAGAUUCG
This is a messenger RNA of Colletotrichum godetiae, 1062 nucleotides long. RefSeq lists its product as uncharacterized. Lineage: Eukaryota; Fungi; Ascomycota; Sordariomycetes; Glomerellales; Glomerellaceae. The coding region runs from base 263 to 757 and encodes 164 amino acids. The record is from RefSeq and is a predicted model, not a curated record. The transcript has a single exon.